ACCCCCGUACUAUUUAAAUUCCCCAUCGUCGCUCUGCCCCAUUUUUUUUCUGUCAAGGUGAAUUCAUUUUCGAAAUCGAAGCCAAGAUCCAUUACUAGAGGUCCAAUACUUUUUAGCGAAUAAAAAAACAUGUCUCGUGAAGAAAAUGUGUACAUGGCCAAGCUGGCUGAGCAAGCAGAGCGGUACGAAGAGAUGGUUGAGUUCAUGGAGAAGGUUGCAAAGUCAGUCGACAGCGACGAACUGACCGUGGAGGAAAGGAAUCUCCUCUCAGUGGCAUACAAGAACGUGAUUGGUGCUAGGAGAGCUUCUUGGAGAAUCAUCUCUUCAAUCGAGCAGAAAGAAGAGAGCCGUGGGAACGAGGAUCACGUGAAGAUUAUCAAGGAAUAUCGUGGUAAGAUCGAGAUGGAACUUAGCAAGAUCUGUGACGGAAUCUUGGGACUGCUCGAAUCCCAUUUGAUUCCGUCGGCAUCUUCUGCUGAAUCGAAGGUGUUUUACUUGAAGAUGAAGGGUGAUUAUCAUAGGUAUUUGGCUGAGUUCAAGACUGGUUCUGAAAGGAAAGAAGCUGCUGAGAGCACUUUGCUUGCAUACAAAUCUGCCCAGGAUAUUGCUGUUGGUGAGUUGGCGCCUACUCAUCCGAUCAGGCUGGGGCUUGCUCUUAAUUUCUCGGUUUUCUAUUACGAGAUAUUGAACUCUCCGGAUCGUGCUUGCACACUUGCGAAGCAGGCAUUUGAUGAAGCUAUUUCUGAGCUGGAUACAUUGGGCGAAGAGUCGUACAAGGACAGCACAUUAAUCAUGCAGCUUCUACGAGACAACUUGACUCUCUGGACUUCCGAUGCAGCGGAUGAUGCUGGGGAUGAGAUCAAGGAAGCUUCGAAACGUGAUUCUGGGGAGGGACAACAGUGAUGAGUUUGUGCUGGUUACGUUUUAUUCUGUACUUUUGUUUCUCUCUCUUUAGUAUAGAAUUCGUGUUGUAGGGUGACGAGUAACGGUGGUUCUUACGUUUUGAAAUGUUCCUUUUUUUCCUCAUUUUAAGCGUGAUAAUCCUUGAGAAGUGAACGUGGAUGGUUUUUAGUUUUAACUAGUUAUUUCUAUUCGAGCGAGUUGAUUUUUUAUUUUA
Molecule: messenger RNA, 1117 nt
Organism: Erythranthe guttata (spotted monkey flower)
Lineage: Eukaryota; Viridiplantae; Streptophyta; Magnoliopsida; Lamiales; Phrymaceae
Product: 14-3-3 protein 4
Source: RefSeq, a predicted model, not a curated record